AUGAACAGCGGCAAAAUUAAUGGGAAUGUACCGCGGAAGGACAAUGACGUAAAAGACGAUUGGAAUGCAUACGAAAAUUAUGGUGCUGGACAUGGAAAGAAUAACCAUGUCUGUGUGCACAUCCACAAUAACAUACACCUUUAUUACAAUCCGGGUGAUAAUUUAUGUAGCAUCGAUAGAGUUAUUAAUACGUCUAGCAAUAACGUAAUAGACUUGGACAUAUUUCAGAAUAAGAAAAGAGAUGUGCAAGACAUCGGAAAAUUGAAGAACAACUUCCAUUUUAACAAGCGAAACGAGUUAUACAGAGACAUUGCGUUGCUUGUGUGGGAUAGUUGGUUGGACAGUGGUCGCGCAAGUGUUCACGGCUGGGCGGAAGCGGGUUGCAUUAGUGAUGCGGCUCAGAGGUACUUUACCACGUCCAGUUGCAACAAAAGUGGUGUUAACUGCAGUCACAACUGUGCCCCGCCGAAUGACGCCAGCAUCUGCAGUUAUGCCAACCCAAGAAGUAAACACAAAUUUGCCUCUGAUCAGCAAAACGCUUCAACUAAAAAAAGAAUGUCAGAAGAAUUUAGAAGCCCAAGGAAUAAUCACAACAAGCAGUACUUCGAAAAAGAGCACUCCACUAAUCAACUCAAUUUUUACGAUAAUGACUCGAACGGGAACAGCCCAAAACUGACGGGAAAACACCAUCAGUUUAGCAACAAUCACGACGGCAGCAGAAUUGCCGUUUUGAAAAAGAAAGACACAAGUGAAGUAAAAUUGCAAAGUCUACAUGGGGGUGGACCACACGAGGGGGGGAAGCAUACACAAAUUGUUAACAUUCCUCCUGGCAACUAUCGCCAUGACAAAAGUGACUGUACAGUGCCGGAAUUGCAAAAUGGGAAGAGCGAGUUAAGUUAUAACAGCGCCAUCGACGCUUUCAUGAGCGGAGAAUAUGUUAAUUGUGAAAACUUUCGUUGCGAUGCGGAUGGUUUGGGAGAGCAUUCCAACAUAGGGGGGAUUGACUGUGCAUAUAAAUUAUCGGACGCCGGGGAGAGAUCCAGCUCCUUCGGAAACAGGGAAUCUACACAGGGCGGCUCGGCAAAAGGUGCUGCCACAAAGUGCAAUUUGCCAAGCAGGGACAAGUGGGACAAACGCAGGGAAGUACACGAGCAGGGGAAAAUAUUUUCCCCACGGAAAUGGUGCGAGGUGGUAAGUUGCCCAACUGGUAACCAGCCCGAAGGAAAUGACACAUUGGAAAAAAUAGAGAAAUGGGAAUUUCAAAAAAACAGCAUGCACAGCGAUACAAAUGGGGGAGAAAAUAUGCCGUACUUUGAUGAACAGCUAAUAAAAAAGUCGAACUUGUCCGGUACUCACCAUAGCCAUAUUCCUGUGGAGGAAAAAAAAAAAAAAAAUUGGCUAGAUAGCGAAAAUGGGUCUUCCAAGCUAAAUGGUGAAAGGAAAGGGGGAAAUGGGCCUACGGAGGGUAUCAAACUAACGGAAAAGAGCACCAUCGCAGAGGGGCUUGACGAUAAUUUAAUUUCUAAUUGGGCGUUGCACACGUUUGAAGAUGACAAAUUAAGUUAUGACCGUGUGUGCAAAUUUGAUGAUAAUAAAAAUUGCCUGAACGGGUCAUGCGAAAGUGUCUACACAAAUGACCUGAUUAAGUCAGAUGAUGGCCGUCCCACGAGUGACCCCCAAGGAAGAGGAAACACUGGGAGCUACUACAUGGAAAGCAAACCCUGCAGCACUCGCAGCAUCCAUAGCGUGCACAGCGAGGAGUGCCCAAAGGAGCAUCCCGCAAACGGUGGAUUUGACAAUAAUUGCAAAAAAGUGUUACCUGCAAGGGACGAGGAAUAUUUUCACGUCGAGCAAAAUGGAUGCAAGGAAGACAGUUUUCACAUGAACAGUCAUAAUUUUCAGCACAUUUUUAACCAAAGUGCAAAUGAGCAAAGUUCACAUAGUUGCUACGAAAAAGACUUGCACAGUGACCGUUGCCCAAAAAGUCCAGUUUGCAAAAAUGACACGGCGUACAAUGAGAACAAUUACACACACACGGAAGAUACAUACGUUGAAAAUAAAAAAAAAAAUAUUUGUGAGGAAAAAAACAACAACGCAAAAAUUGACUUGUUAAAAAAAGCAACGGCAUACGACCAAGUGUCAGCAUCAAAUGGCGUUUCCACAGAUUCCUACAUCAAUAAACAAAUAAAUUCAAUUUUUGGAGAUUUCAAAAAAGACGGUCAUUUAAGUGAAGAUAAUAUUGCACAAAUAGUUCAUGGCACUUUUGUGAGGGAAAAAAAUUUUCUAUUUCAAAAAAGUAUUGAUAUGGAAAUUGAGAAAAAGGAACAUAUGAAAUAUAACCCCACCACGCUUUUGCAAAAAAAUCAAUAUUUAAAAAAUAAUUUUAGCAACGGAAAUUACGAGAAAUCGGAAAAAUUAAAUGGUCACAAUAACAACAUAUUGACGUUUAACGUUGCUCAACAUUUCUUGGAGAAUAACAAGCACGAUAACAUUUCGUGCAAAAGCAUUAACGUUGGGUCACAUGAAAGUAAGAUGUUUACCACCGCCACUACCAUAUCAGGACAAGGGCAAGGAAAUGACUUGCAUGAAUUUUUACACUUUUGUGAUGAGAACCAAGUUGGAAGUGAACCGAGAGGACUCCAAUUAUAUGACUUGCUCGAAAUUUAUGACAGAAACAAUUACACCGUUCCAAUUGAGGAAGCAACUCAGGACGAAUUUGUAGAAAUUUAUGAUACCAUUAAUGGCACAGGGAGGAAAGAAAAUAACAACAUGAAUGAUGAAUUUCUGGAGAUCUCUCACCAGCAGAAAAAUUCAAUCAUGCACGUCGAAGAUGAAUUUUUGCACAUUCGUGAGAAAUUACAAAACAGUGCAGCUGGUCCCCAGGAGGACGAAUUUUUAGACAUAUACAAUAGAAUUGUUAGCGCGAAAAAUGCACAGGUUGAUGAGUUUUCGGAUAUCUGUAGCGGGGAGGAGAGGUUCCAGCAGAUGCGACAGCGUCAGCGUGAAUGCUGGGGAGAGCAAGUGCUCGGCAACGCUGAGAGGAAGUGCUUGGAAAAGGCAGACCGUGAUGAAGGUGGGAAAAGUGGAAACAAUGGGCAGAACGCACAAAGUGAGCAAAGCGAUCAAUUGCAUCAAAGCCGGGGAAACCACUUUACACCCAGCUACAAUGCGAGGAAAAAGGUUAAGCAAAGUGAACCCCCCGAUCUGUUGGAAGAUCCGCCCCAAGGAAAUAAGAGCUCCGUGAGCGAGAGACCCCCAAAUUACAGCUCGUUCACGUAUGCUUCUGGGAAGGAUGUGAACAUAAAUAAAGACGUGCUGAACGAAAUGAGGAAAAAGCUGUUCGGCGAUGACGAUGAGGGAGAAGGGUGCAGUACCAUGGAGGCAAUUCCGACCCAGGGAAGCACCGAAGUCAAGCCUAGUAGCAGUCAUAAUUACUCAUUUAGUAGCGUGCAUUUGCCCAGUGAAAUUGUCCCUCCCAGCAAUGGCAAAGAUCACAAACCGUUCACGUACGCCUCCGGGAAGGAAGUGAGCAUAAACAGGGACGUGCUGAACCGGAUGCGGGAGACUUUAUUCGGGGAUGACGACGUCGUCAGCGACAACGCUAAUAAUAGUAGCAGUAACAACAACAACAGCAACAGCGGUAACAACAGCAUUGGGGGCGCGAGGGAGCAACCGCUCGGCUCCUUUACGUAUGCCUCCGGGAAGGAAGUGAACAUUAACAAGGACGUGCUAAGUCAAAUGAGAGACAAGCUGUUCGGGGACGACGAGCACCUUGAGAACGGCGGCUCCUGCCUGGACAACAUGAGAAAAAAAAAAACACACAUAGAUCUCAAUAUCCGAAAUGGGGACAAAAUUGAGCAAAGAAAUGAGAAUCAGUUGGGAUAUGCCUCCCUGACGUUAGUACACCCAUUGGGGAGCGAAGAAGACAAAGGGGGGAAGGAAGCGGAGAGUAGGAGAGGGUCCAACUUUAGCAACGCGAACAAGGUGAAUCUGCCUGAUGGGUCAGAGCAUGACAAGCAUGUUAUAACAGAACAGAGGGAAAUCAAAGUGGAAGAGGUGAUUAAGAAGAACAAAGAAGAUGAGAAACAGUUUGAGUGCACGGACCCUCAGUCGAAGGACAUCAAAGUGGAGUGCACACAAAAGGGCAUUCUUCCAUCAGGGAGGGACCAGACAGGAGAUAGCCUUCACGAAGGGGUGAGCGUAAAAGAAGAGGAACUAUGCGCAUCAGAGGGUUGCAACGAAAUUGUAAACACGGAGGCGAAUCUGUUACACAGUGUAAAAUAUAAGGGCAGCUCUACAGAGUGUGGAAAUACUACAAAGGGGAGAGUGGGAGGACAAAUGUUAAGGAGUGAUGUGAAGAGUAAAAAUAAUUUUGUUAACCCGAGGAAGCGCAAGUUAAGCGAACAAGGGAGCAGCGAACAGUGGGUUCACGAAAGGGGAGAAAUUAAUCACACGAAUAAGACAAAUGCUACUUCCAUUGGUAAAAAAAACAAACAACUCGAUUUAAGCCUCAACUUGAGAGACCACUUGAAGCUGAUAAGAGAUAUGUACACCCUUUUGGCGAAAAGGAAAAAGUUAAAAGGAAACAGAAGAUUGACAAACAGCCUCAUGUACGUGAAUGAAAAUAAACAAGGGUACACAUUUAACUGGUCCGACAAUGAUUAUUUGUAUUUUUUAAAAAAUGAAAAACUCAAUGAGUACUACACUGCUGAUGUGACUGUCUUGUAUGAGCUGUUCGUGCUAACCGCAAAACAGCUUAACAUUUUCCAUUCGUACGAUUUUGCUUGGUUUUUAAAGAAGUACAAAUUGGUAACCAUGGUGCUGGUGCGUAAGUACACGAAGGAGCUCCAAAGAAGGUACAAACUACUGCGGGAGGGGGAAAGGUUCCAUUACAAUAGAAGUUACUUCCAUGAAGGGAAAGAACAUUUCGGGGAGAUCUCCUUAGAAUGCAAGAAUGAAGACAAGCGCGCCCUGCAGGGGGAACAUGCUGUCGUCCUUAAACCCCUUGUUAAGGAGGAAAAGGAUGAGCGACAUAAAGAGGGUUGUAUUUCCCCCGUCGCAGAAGGGUGUGCGUAUGGGGGGAAAGCACCGGGGGUAAAUCCCCGUGUCAAGAGUGAAUUAUUUAGUGGGCCAGUCCCAAACGGCUCUGUCCUCCGUGGAGAUAUGCAUCAGUGUGGGGUGAAAAUGAGUGAAACGAGUGGAACGGUGUUGAGAGGAGAGGUGGCCAGAUCCCUGUCCCCUGAGUAUACAUUCCACACGUGUGAAUUUGGACAAAGGAUGAGAAGGUCCACCCAGCCACUGCUCACCAUUCGAAUCAUGGACGAGGUGGAACCCCCCUCCCCAAUCGAGUUCAUGUUUAAAUUGCUAAAACGAUAUGUAGAGGAAAAAAAAAACAAAAAGUCCAUCCUUCAGAUGAUGCUGGAUAAUACCGUGUCCUACAAAGUACCCGUAAAUUUGCGAGUGGAAAAAAUUAUAAAAAACAAAGACAAUGAAUUUAUUUUAAUUUUGAGUGACAACUUCGAGUACAUACAUUGUACCCCGAAAGAUUCUUAUUUAAAAAACCUAAUCAUGUCAAAUAUAAUAAAGCAAGGCAAUGUGUUAAGAAUUAAUGGACUAGAUCUUCAAAAAGAGACACAGGAGCAAAAUCAGAUUCAGCCUUGCCAUAAGUCCAUGAUGUUGUUUUCCCUUUCUAGUAACGAUUUGAUCGAAAUAGAUCAACAGAAUAAUCUCAAAGUAGGGUUAACAAAAUAUAAGGCGAAAAGAAUUAAACAUAUUGAGCACUGGGGAAACUCCUGCUUCUUUGUAGAUGUCAUAAUUAUUAGCAAGAGUGAUUUAUCCUACGGGUUCUUUGACUCUGUAAAGAAGAAGUACUACCUGAUACAUAGCAAUGUGUACGAGAAGAUUAUCUAUAAUUUGAGACACGAAAUGAGCAAGCUCCUGGAGGAGGAGAACUUUCAGGAGGAUGCUCGAUAUAUCAAAGUGAAAAACGACUUGAAUAUGUUCCUAGAGGCCACUUCCUUUUGCAUCGUGCAAGCCAUAGACUUUGCGGUUUGCGAACGGAUAAGGGGGGAGACAUCUCUGGAUAACAAGAUCGAGCACAUCAUCAACUCGAUGUGCCGAGUGAAGUUCUUCCGGAUAAACAUGGAGACGUACGAAAGUCUGCGACGGGGGAGCCGCAUCCAGAUGUUCAACGUGUACGUACAAAAGUCAAAAAAUAACAAUAAAUUCAGUCGAGUGAGGGGUGAAGACAAUAUAGACGAUUUUAUUUACGGGACAUUUGAGGAUAGCAACAGAGUUAACCACAUGAUGAAGGCACUGAAUUAUGAUUCUUUUGAAUCACACUUUUUUAAGGAAGAGAUGAAGAGCAAAAAUGAAGCUAGCGAAGGAAGUUACCCAGAUAACUACCCGGAUGAUUACAUGCAGAAUUCAUUAAGCGGGUUUGUGGGGACAGGAAAAAAGCACACGCCCAUAAUCUUUCAAGCCACCCAGGCGACGUACAUUAAUUUGGAUGAUAAGUAUAGGAGUAAAUUGUUCCAAGAGCUUAAGGACAUGGUGACCUUGGCAAGUAGCACACAAGGGAACCAACCUGGAAGGAAAAGUCAAACCAAACUUAAGAGAAAGGAGCAGCAGGUUUGCUACCCAUCGUUUAUCUAUACAAACCUUUUUAAAAUCCCCGUGUUAUCUAGGAUCCACAUGGCCCUUUUGAGAAACUACGCCAAGAUAAAUGUGAGUGGAAAAUUUUUCUACUACGAUUUAAUUCAGGGCAAUUUAUACACCCUCUCGGGGGUGAUAGUGCACUACACGGACGUCGAGGUGCAGGAAGUUAUGGACUACGCCGGCGCUGAAGACAAGAAAAAGGUUUUGUUUUACAAAGUUUUUCUUCUAACGUCCAACGGAAAUCUAUGCUGCGUAAGCAUUUCAAUGAUUACUCCGGACUCCUUACUGUCGACAUACAUGAAAGACUUCGAGUACAAGGAGAGAGAAAUUCUUAAGAAGAUGAUUCACAUUCAGCAUGUAGAGACUAGUGGGGUCCAGAAGGGAGAACAUAAAAAGGGCCAAGCAGACAACAGAAGUGUUGCUAGCAAUAACAGGAACCAUUUGUACAAUUACUUGUACAAGGUAGAAAGAAACAACACGGAGAGUCCUUCCAAGGAGGACAUGGAAAACAAAAACGUUGAUGUUGUUAUGUUUUUUAAAGAUGUGGAGUUUAUCAAUUAUGACGAGAAGUGCCACAUUUAUAACUUUCGCUCAUACGAUCACCCGCACUUUCACCCCCCGAGGUUGUACUCGGACGAUUUUGAGCACACAAAAAGGAGCAUCGCCGAGUUAAUCAGAGGAAAGUACAUUGAGUGUGAAAAAAACAGACUAAUCGUGAAACUAACCGACAGCUGGAAAAUAAAAAUCGAAAAAGACAAUCUUCCUCACAUGCAUUUCCUUUAUUUGCUUAUUUACUCAAAAUCGAAAUCCAUUGAAUUGACUGGAGUUCACCUUAAGAACAAUUACUUAUCCAACUUUUUGAAGAACAUAUGGAAUGUGUUUGUUAAGUAA
Messenger RNA from Plasmodium fragile, 7548 nucleotides. RefSeq lists its product as uncharacterized. Lineage: Eukaryota; Apicomplexa; Aconoidasida; Haemosporida; Plasmodiidae. The record is from RefSeq and is a predicted model, not a curated record. The transcript is spliced from 4 exons. Bases 1 to 7548 code for a protein of 2515 amino acids.